AUGCUUCGACCACACGGUGAUGACCACAAUGUCGCACUGGCCAGCUUCACUGUGCGUGGCCGCUCGCACGCGCGUGCGGCUGUUGCGGCUGUAGAUCACAUCAGCGAGAUCGCGGACCUGGCCGUCCCGCAGGUCCACUUUGACGUCAACGAGGAGCAGCUCACCCGCGACGGAGCCAAGGAUGAGCGCCCGACGCCGACAAUUGCGAUCCGAGACAUUGGCAUGAUGUUUGCAGACGACAUUUUCGUUGCCAAGUUGUGUGUCCGGUGGUGA
Messenger RNA from Sporothrix brasiliensis 5110, 273 nucleotides. RefSeq lists its product as uncharacterized. Bases 1 to 273 code for a protein of 90 amino acids. Lineage: Eukaryota; Fungi; Ascomycota; Sordariomycetes; Ophiostomatales; Ophiostomataceae. The record is from RefSeq and is a predicted model, not a curated record. The transcript has 2 exons.